ACUAAACCAACCGGCCAUUUUUGAAGUUAGGAAGCUGAUUGCGAAAGCAAAUUUCAUUCUUUUAUUCAUAUUUUGAAGAUAUUUAGUAAAUAUUACUUAUUAUAACUGCUGAAAAGUCUUUUUUAACCAUUUGAGAUUUUAUUUCAAGUUUUAAAGAUUUAGUAAAACAAAAUGAUACCACAAAGUUUGAUUCUCAUUUAAAAAUUCUUUAUUUUCAGAUUAAGAUGCCGAGACGCGCUGCCGCAAAAACCACUGUUAAACCUUCAAAAGCUGUAAAAAAAGUAAAGGGUAAAGCUUUAGUAGAUGAGGUUGAACUGUCCAAGGAACAAGAGAAUGGUGUAACAGAGAAUGUCGACGCUUCGGGAGAAGGUUCCCAAGAAGAAAUGGACGAGAAUGUUGUUACAAGAAUACAAUUGGAAGUAAAUGGAAAGGAUGAGCCCAUCAAACGCAAAGCAGAUGAGAAUGAUGAAGAUGCCACAGAAGAACCCCCAACAAGCCCAGUGAAAAGAUCUAAAAGAACAAUCAAGAAGAUAGUUGAUAAAGACGAAGAUUCCAUGUCCGAAAAUACCGAUAAAAUUGAAGAAGGUGAGGAAAAUCAAAAAACACCUCCUCCAAAGGGAAAAAAAGGAAGACAACCUAAAAAAGCACAGAAAAAUGAAGAGAACGGUACUAAAGCAGUAAAGCCAAAAAAGGGCCAAACCACGAAAAGAACUUUUGAAAAGACCGAAGGUGACACUGCCGACUCAGAUAACAACGAAAAAGAAGACAUCGAUGACGAAGUACUUGAAGCUAAGCCUAAAAGAGGUCGUCCUGCUAGAAAAGGCGCAAAAUCAUCAGAACAAAAUGGGGUAAACGAAGAGACUCAAGCUAAAAGAGGUCGAGGUAAGGCUAAUAAACAGGCACCUAAGAAAGGAAAUAAAGUAGAAGAAAAUGAUGUUCCAGAACAGAACGGUCAAACUGACGAAAAAGAAGAUGAAAUAAAAAAACCAAGAGGUCGUGGAAAAAAAGCUGAAGUAAAUGAAGAACCACAGUCUAAACCCAAGGCAAGAAGAGGCAGGCAAGCCAAACCCGACCCAAACAAUGAGAAAAGUGGUGAUAAUGAAUCUGAAAUCGCCGAAGAGCCCAAACCAAAGCCAAAAGGUAGGCGAGGAAGACAAAAAGCUCGUGAACCUGAGGAAGAAGUUGAGGAAACUGGUGACCAUGAGUUGGAAACAAUUGAAGAAGUGAAAGCUAAGCCCAAAGGUAGACGGGGAAGAGCGAAAGCCCGUGAAUCAUCUGAAGAUCGCGAAGAAAAUGAAGAUUUAGGGACAGCAAUGGUUGAAGAGGAAGUAAAAGUCAAACCAAAAGGUAAACGAGGAAGAGCAAAAGCCCCUGAACCUUCCGAGGAACCCGAAGAAAAUAAUGAGUUGGCGACAGAUGUGGCUGAAGAAGCCAAAGCCAAACCAAAAGGUAAACGAGGAAGGGCAAAAGCCCCCGAACCAUCUGAAGAAAAUGAUGAAUUAGCAGCAGAAAUGGCUGAGGAAGAAAGCAAAGUCAAACCAAAAGGUAAAAGAGGAAAAGCAAAAGCUCCUGAACCAGUUGAAGAACCAGAAGAAAACGAUGAGUUAUCACCAGAAAUAGCUGAGGAAGAAAUUAAAGCCAAACCAAAAGGUAAAAGAGGAAAAGCAAAAGCUCCUGAACCUGAGGAAGAAACUGAAGAAAAUGACAAGGAAUCAGAAGCUGGAGAGGAAGAAGUGAAAGUCAAACCUAAAAGCAAGAGAGGUAGACCAAAAGCACGCGAGCUUCAGGAAGAACCUGAGGAGAAUGGUGAACAUGAAUCAGAAACUGUUGAAGAAGAAGCGAAGCCGAUAGAAAAAGAAGAAUCAGAAACUAGUGAAGCUGUUUCUCACAAUGAAAAAUUAGAUGAUCAAAAUGAAAAACAAGAAGAUUCAAAAAAGGCAGCCAAAGGAGAGAAAAGAUCUCGUAAACCAAAAAAAGAGGAACCAGAGCAGAAUGGUAAUGACAAGCCUAAAGUUCAGAGGAAGAGAGCACCAAAGCUUCUAAGUGACGACGUAGAAUACACUAGAAAAAACGAUUACGAUAUCAUCAAAUACCUCACGGAAGAAACCUGGAAGGAAGCUUUAGAUUCAGAGAUGAAAAGGAACUACUUUCUAUGCCUGCAAGACCAAUUGGGAGAAAUCAAAGACUCAAAGUUCUUCCCCCCUGAGGAAUUGGUAUUCAACGCUUUUAACCUCACCCCCUUAGAUAAAGUUAAGCUAGUAAUUUUGGGUCAAGAUCCAUAUCACGAUGAUGGACAAGCUCACGGUUUGGCUUUUUCAGUACCCGAGGGAGUAGACAUUCCAAAAUCGUUGAAAAACAUCUAUAAAGAACUCUCAUCAGACAUUGAUGGUUUUGAAGCACCAAAUUCUGGUUGCUUGACGAAAUGGGCCGAACAAGGCAUUUUUCUACUUAAUACAGUCUUGACUGUCCUCCCACACGAAGCUAACUCUCACGCUCAAAUUGGUUGGCAGGCUUUCACUGAACUUGUGAUAAAGUUGAUCAGUGAUAAGUGCACCAACGUGGUGUUUGUGUUAUGGGGAAAACAAGCUCACUUGAAAGGCGAACAGAUUGAUGAGGAAAAGCAUUUGGUCUUGAAAGGGGCCCACCCUUCACCAUUAAGCGUUACUAAGUUCAUGGGCUGUAAACACUUUUCGAAAGCAAACGAAUAUUUGAAGGCCAAUGGUAAAGAGCCAAUCGAUUGGAAAUUAUGA
This is a messenger RNA of Dimorphilus gyrociliatus, 2750 nucleotides long. NCBI's taxonomy places the organism in Eukaryota, Metazoa, Annelida, Polychaeta, Dinophilidae. The record is from the annotation of a GenBank genome assembly.